GCCCUCCGCGGAUGGAGGCGGCCUUUGGGGUCGCCGCCGCCUCAUCCUUUCCAGGCCGCGCAAUUCCCCAAAUUCCGGGGCUGGCAGGCGACGCUCGCCGCGGCUUGCUGGAGCUCCCGGACAGGCUGCCUCGGGGGCGUCUUGCGCGUCUUGCAAUGGGUGCACCGGAGAGCAGGGCUCCCCAACCCCGGGACGCCACCCGUUGGAAAGCGGGCUUGCACGGCCCCAGGGCUUCUCUCCCCCCGCCAAAGCCAGAAAGGUCGGGGGCCCCCGGGGUGGCUCUUCCCCAAGGAGAGACGGAUUCUUCCCUCCGCCUUCAUUUGCCUUCCUCUGUUGGUGCUCCAGGAGCCGAGAGGCCGGCGACCCCCGCCCGCCAGCAGAUGCCCAGGAAGGAGAAGGGGGCCCGGGCUCCCCCCAGCUGGGCCAGGCGCCUCCUGGGCUUCGAAUAUGGGGACGUGGCCGGCUGGCACCGCGUUGUCUGCCUGCUGAACAGGCCGGCCGAUCCCGCAGCCCUGGGGGCCUUCCGCUUCCUCUUUGGUCUGCUGAUGGCCUUGGACAUUCCCCAAGAGAGAGGUUUGAGCUAUCUAGAUCACAAAUACCUGGAUGGGCUGCAAGUUUGUCGCUUCCCCCUCUUCAACUUCCUGGAGCCACUUCCCCUGGACUGGAUGUACCUUGUCUACACAAUAAUGCUGUUGGGGGCCGUGGGCAUCAUGCUGGGCUGCUUUUACCGACUGAGUUGCCUCCUCUUCGUGCUGCCCUACUGGUAUAUCUUCUUCCUGGACAAAACCACUUGGAACAACCACUCCUACCUCUACGGCCUCCUGGGGUUCCAGCUGCUCUUCAUGAACGCGAAUCGCUACUGGUCUGUCGAUGGUCUCUGGCAUCCACGGAAGAGAAAUGCUCAUGUCCCUUUGUGGAAUUACACCGUUCUUCGUAUGCAGAUCUUCAUUGUUUAUUUCAUCGCGGGCAUCAAGAAGCUGGAUGCUGACUGGGUGGAGGGCUACUCCAUGGGCUCCCUUGGGAGGCAUUGGCUCUUCAGCCCUUUCAGGUUGUUGAUGUCAGAGGAACUGACCAGUUUAUUGGUGGUGCAUGGUGGAGGGCUGGUGUUGGACCUUACGGCUGGCUUCCUGCUGUUCCUGGAUGCUACCCGUCCCUUUGCCCUUUUCUUCGUCUCCUACUUCCACUGCAUGAAUUCCCAACUUUUCAAUAUUGGCAUGUUUUCUUACACCAUGCUGGCCAGCAGCCCGCUCUUCUGCUAUCCGGACUGGCCACGCCGACUGAUUGCCAGGUUCCCUGCCUGCUUCCAAAAGUUCUUGCCACUUACCAAGCCUCCGCAGCGGAGUCUAGAGUGUGUUUAUCUGGAAACGGAGCAACAAAGGCCCAGGGGAGCAGCUAGGAAAUUGGGGCUGCGGCAGAAGCUGGGAGCCAUUUUUACCAUUCUGUAUAUCUUGGAGCAGUUCUUCCUACCUUACUCACACUUUAUUACCAAGGGCUACAACAACUGGACAAAUGGGCUGUACGGCUACUCAUGGGACAUGAUGGUCCAUUCACGCUCCCACCAACACGUGAAGAUUACUUACCGUGAUGGUCGCACUGGGGAGAUUGGCUACUUGAACCCUGGGGUCUUCACACAGAGCCGGCGCUGGAAGGACCAUGCAGACAUGCUGAAGCAGUAUGCCAGCUGCCUCAGUCAUUUGUUGCGUAAUUACAAUGUCUCGGAACCAGAGAUUUACUUCGAUGUUUGGGUUUCCAUCAACGAUCGUUUCCAGCAAAGGCUCUUCGACCCAAACACUGAUAUUGUCCAGGCCCACUGGUCCCCCUUCCAGAAGACCCCGUGGCUGAAGCCUCUUCUGAUUGAUCUGUCACCCUGGAGGACCAAACUGACGGAGAUUGAAAAGUCGCUGGACAACCAGACCGAGGUUGUCUUCAUUGCAGAUUUCCCAGGGCUGCACCUGGAGAAUUUUGUGAGCGAGGAUCUUGGUAACACCAGUCUCCAUCUGCUGAAAGGGGAAGUCAAUGUGGAGGUUGUCAGUUCGCAGAAGAAUUAUUCACUGCAGGAGGGAGACAAGAUCCAGCUGCCCGCUGGGGAGUACCACAAAGUCCACACAGUCUCUCAGGAGCCCUCCUGCUACAUGUACAUCUACGUCAACACCACUCAGGUGGCACUUGAGCGGAAUUUCACUCAACUUCAGGAGUUGCGGGAGAAAGUUCAGAACGGGACAGAAACGGAGCCUCUCCCACCAGAGUUGCAGCCUAUCUUGGAAGAUUCUCUGGAAAACGUGACGCAGGCAGAUCCGGUCGUUGAGGCUUUCCUCCAUCGCCAGCGACGCAUGGAGGAGCGGCAAAGGAGGCGCAACGCCACCCUGGCCGAGCGGUUGCAGCGUUUCGUGAGCAAGAAGUACUUCGUCUUCCGCAGGAGCCUUCUGAUGACCUGCAUCUCCCUACGGAACCUGGUGUUGGGCCGCCCCUCCCUCUCUCAGCUGGCCCAGGAGGUGGCCUAUGCCAACAUGAAAGAGGCUGACCCGCAGGAGGGGGCACCGCAGGGGCCUGAGCGCUCGGACCUCUGAAACUCCUCACUACCUCAACCGCAACCACUAGCCGGAAGGCCUUACUGUGGGCCAAGCCCAGAGGGAUGUAGCCAGGCCUAAGGAGCCGCCCUGUGUUGCUUGGCUGGAGACCCUUCCUCUCUUCCUGAGGUUGGGGGAGGGGGCUCUGAGCCAGCGUGAUCCUCCCCUGCCCUAGAGGGGCCGAGGGGAGCUUAAAACCCCUGCAGAAAACGCUGCAGGAAGGCGGAGGGAGGGGGGAUUUUGUGGGCUCAGCUGGCCAGCAGAGUUAUAAUCCCCAUCCUAUCUGAUGGAAGGAGAUCAGAGAUCUUGCUCUGGAAACAGUUGUCUGAUCCCACCGCGCAGCUGGGAGAAAGGAUUUGGGCAGAGGGGCUGCGGUUCCUUUAUUAGGACGGAUUGAAUAAGUCAAGGGGGUUUCAGUUCUCUGCUGUGGGGUGGCCAGCUAAGCAGCUCGUGGGUGGGAGAGAAAGGAAUGUGUGAAUCCAGCCAGGCCCGGCUGGCCGUUUGCUAAGGGCUGCUCCUCUGGAUUUCAGAAUUCUCCCUCUCGGCUCUCUGACGUUUCUGCUGGCUACAGAUGCUGAGCUUCUCCUCUAAGGCCAUGAGACAUUUCUCUCGCUCUCAGCCCCCAUCCCAUAAUACCCCAUACCUGAGAUCAGGCCUAGCAACACAAACCCAGGGGGGUAUUCCCAGAUUCUUGAGAGAUUUACAAGAGAAAGGGCCGGCUACAUCUCAUGGGAUUAAGGCAAGAAGAGCCUCAUUUUUCUAAUUAAAAAUUGUAUGAUGCAAAA
Molecule: messenger RNA, 3352 nt
Organism: Pantherophis guttatus
Lineage: Eukaryota; Metazoa; Chordata; Lepidosauria; Squamata; Colubridae
Gene: GGCX
Product: gamma-glutamyl carboxylase
Biological process (GO): peptidyl-glutamic acid carboxylation
Molecular function (GO): vitamin binding; gamma-glutamyl carboxylase activity
Source: RefSeq, a predicted model, not a curated record